Messenger RNA from Clonostachys solani, 2085 nucleotides. The record is from the annotation of a GenBank genome assembly. Lineage: Eukaryota; Fungi; Ascomycota; Sordariomycetes; Hypocreales; Bionectriaceae.
AUGUGGUUUUCGGGAAAGGGCAAGCAGUCUGAUUAUAGCAAGACAAAAAUUGGUGUUGAUCUCCAAUCGAUUUGCCGAGGAUGCACGCAAAUUGAGAUCCUACUGGACCUCCAUUCAGAGUCGCGCAAGAAAGGUACACCGUCCCCGACUGGUCGUCUGCCUUUUCAUAACGACUUCGCCGAGCUCUCAGAAUGCGCGAAGAGAUGUCACACUUGCCGCGUGUUUCGCCAAGCGAUUAUUGCUCGAUGCGCGACUACUGGCGAGGCCAAUACCCUUGCUGUGACCACAAGGCAUUGCCCUGUGUAUGUGCGCCCCAUCUUCAACUACCAAGGGGGGAAUACUCCAGAAAACACCCCAGGGGAAAGUCUGGAGAGCACUGUCGACUUCAAGGUUGAAAUACUGAACCAUUCGGACAAAUCUGUCCUUAUCCCAACCUCUUCGACGGCUCAAUCCUCUCUCAAUCUCCCCGAAAAUCCCAAUUCUCAAUGGAUAGCACGGCAAAUAAGAAGCUGGGCUGGGACAUGCCAUCAAGAUCACAAGCAAAGCUGUUCAGUCUUGCGAUGGUCUUCAGAGAACCCUACGAGGCUGAUUCGUAUAGUCUCUGAGUCAGAGCUGCAAUUAUGUUCCAUUGAUGAGCAGGUACAAUAUGCUGCCCUCAGCUACUGCUGGGGGUCGCAAUUCCUGACGGAGAAAGACACUAAACUUUUGCACGAAGGAAUGACUACCUUGGAGAACCUAGAACAGCGGUACCAGGCAUUCUCAAUCUUGGACCUCCCUGUCACCCUCCGUGAUGCCAUCACAAUCUUCAGACGUGCAGGGCUAGCCUAUGUAUGGAUUGACUCCGUGUGCAUUAUUCAAGGCCAAAGCAACAUGUCUGAUUUCAUGCGUGAAGCACCGAGGAUGCAUAGCUAUUACGGUAAUGCUUUCUUUACCCUAGCAUUGUGUUCCAACUCCAAAGCGACUGAAGCCAUAUUGUCUCCUCGCUCUGCUUAUUCCCAGGUCACUCAGUCCUGUCAUCUCCGUGGGCGAUAUUUACUCCCUCCUCUUAUCACGUUGGCUGAGAUUCUGAGGUCCUCCCCUUUGACCAAGCGAUCCUGGACGUUACAAGAAGAGCAUUUAUCACCGAGGGUGCUAUAUUGGACACCCAACAAAAUUUACUGGUCCUGCGCUGACGCCCAACUAACUGAGACUGCGAUUCCUGCAACAAAGUAUAAACUGAGCGGCUUCAAUACAGACUUGCCCCAAAGCUUCCUGGUUGCAUGCCAUCAUGGUACUGCCGAAACUCGGCACCGAGGAUGGUUAUCAUUAGUUACAUCAUACACACUCCGAGACAUGUCCAAUCCAAACGACCGCUUCCCCGCCCUUUCUGGUCUUGCAUCUCGGUAUCAGUCGAGUUUUGACCAGAAAAAUACUUACCUGUCUGGACUGUGGGAAUUGACAUUGGCUCACGAUCUUUCGUGGCGGGUUGCCAAGUUCGUGCCUCGGGAAGCAGUCGAUUCGAGCCAAACCUUUCCCUCUUGGUCUUGGGCGUCCUUGCCCCUCUGCCACGGCAUCGAGUAUGAGACAGAAGUUCAGACUCUUGGAGGUCUCGAAUAUGUAAGCAGUUGGAGUUACGAUACCUCUGACACAGUUUCCGACGACGACAUCUACAAAGGUUCACGAGUUGCUGGGCUCCGGGUGAGGGCAAGGUUGAGGCCGUUUUGGCAUGAAGAUGCCAGCCUAUGUCCAUGGGAUUCUAUUCUUGAGCAAGACCCUGGUAGCCAACGGGAUCGAUCUUCUACGAACCCUCUAUUCAACUUUUGGAUCGUACCGGAGCUGCCCGUAUACUCUGCUGAUACCCACACCGGCUUCAUAGUGGCCUAUGAAGCGAGGAAGCAGGAAAUCGUUGGGCAACUGGACUAUAUAUCUUCGGUUCACCGAGUUCUACAGCGUUCUUUGACAAUCUUCGCUUUGGAACUUACUGAAACGGCCUUUCUUCUCGUUGAGAGGAUUCAAGAUUCUCGCCUCCGACGCGUCGGUAUAGCGCGAGAUUACAGAACUGGAUUCUUUGAUGGGGUGGCUGUGUCGGAUUUUGAACUGGUUUAA